AUGGCGAGAUUGAUACCAUUCCCAGCACACCCGGAGGUCGGCCUUCAGCAUCUGCAGGAGACCGUCAGUGCCCUGUACAGCUGGCAGCAAGUAAGUGAGGGUUUCCAUGUUUCUUGGGCGAGGGGCCUUUACAAAAAGGGCAGUGAGUGGUACAACGCGACUGUGUCUGGCAGCGAUGUGAAAACAACCAGCCCGCCAGAUGUGGUUGCACAAGGCGGCGAAGGAGAUCAUGGAGACUUCACGCCCAUCAGCCAGACAAUCCCGACAACCAUUGCACCAGGCACGAUGCCGGAAGGUGGCGAAGGGGACCCCGCGCCUGAGGACCCCGCAGUUGCGAGCACCAUAGCUGCGACUACCAAUGCACCAGACGCUGCGACCACCGUGGCUGCCACCACCAACGCACCAGACGCGGCUACGAAGGGCAACCAAGGGGAUCUCACACCCGUGAAUCAGACAACCCCAGACAGCGAGCUGGAAAGUCUUGCAAGGUACACCAUGCCCAAGCUUGUGGGGGAACUGAAGGAUGAUCUGUUGGGACCCCGCGACGUGAAGAUUCAUGGCGAUCUUGCUUUUAUCGUCACUUCAUCAAAUCCCGGACUCAGCGUCGUCAGCCUGUCAGACCCUGCCCAUCCAACACCGAUAGGCUCAGUGCACGAUGACAAUAUCAUGGCUGAGGCUCGGGCUGUCGCUCUAAGCCAAGAAAGUGACCACCAUGCUUUCGUGGUUGCUGCGGGGGCCUCCUCGCUGACAGCUAUUGACAUCUCUGAUCCGGCAAAUAUGCGUGUAGUUGGCUCACUGCAAGAGCCGAAGGCCCUCAGUGGAGCCCGGGCAGUUGCCGUUCACGGCGGCUAUGCCUUCGUUGCAGGUACCUAUUCUCACACCCUGUGUGUCAUCGACAUUUCCAGGCCAGCGCACAUGACUCUGACAGGAUCACUCCAUGAUCCUGAUGAUAUGCAGUUUCCAACCAGCGUCGCUGCUCUCGAUAACUUCGUGCUGGUCACGAGCUCCACUGGCCAUGCGUUGGUGAUCAUCGAUAUCUCCAACCCGACACGUCCGGAGAAGUACAGUGUGCUGGGUGAUCUGCCGAGCCUUCGAGAAGCACGGUCUGUGGCUGUCCAGGGUAGUUAUGCUUAUGUUGCUAGCGCUACGCCCAACACGCUUUCCGUCAUUGAUUUGACAGACGUAAAGAACCCAGUUCUCGUCUCCGUGGUGGAGCGUGUCACUGCUGACAUGGCAAGCCAUGUGGCCGUUGACUGCCGUUUUGCUUAUGUUGCAAGCGCAUACAAUGAUGCCCUCACUGUCAUCGACAUCCACGAGCCACGUUCGCCGGUUUACGUCGGCACUUUGAAGGAUCACGCUGAGCUCAACGGCAUCGAGACUGUUGCCAUCUCGGGGCAGUACGGAAUGUUUGUCAGCCCUGCGAACAAUGCUGUCGUCGCCUGGCAGCUGCCAUAUUACUGCAACAAGACGUCUUCAGCACCUGCGCAGGAGUUUGGAGAAUCCGAAGCGACUGUGCAGAAGGUGCAGGGAUGA
This is a messenger RNA of Symbiodinium pilosum, 1533 nucleotides long. Lineage: Eukaryota; Dinophyceae; Suessiales; Symbiodiniaceae. The record is from the annotation of a GenBank genome assembly.